CACUAUCGUAAAUUAUUUAGUUCCCUGUUACACAGUUUGUAAUCAUCGGAAACUAUGUAUAUUAGUUUGACGAUGGUAUCCAUCGCGAAAUUCACGGGUAAUUCGAAUGCAUUCGAAUUAAUAACGAAUUCGCUUGUAACCGAUAUGGAAUUUCGCUCGAUUAUAACUGGAGAAUUUCGCGCGAGGGGUUAAAUAUCGACGCCCGUUUUGAAUGGGCAAUUCGACCAGCGCGAAUUAAUCCCACGCGAAAUAUCCGUCGCGCGUUUGCCACUCGGUUGCUUCUCAACUUGCACAACUCGAACGAUGAAAAAGAGAAGAUUGCACAAUUUUUCCUUUCCUUCCCGACACUUUGUCUCAAAAAGUUGAAAAAUAUGCGGCGUGCAGAUACGCGUAGAAAGAAUUUUAAAGGUAUUAUCAUCGGGCAAAACCUUAUUCUAAUUAAUCAUCGGACCGUGGAUAAUCUUUUUCCAAUAGGUUGCCGGGGCGAGAACAAGAAAGAGACGGGAGAGGAGUAGGGUGGAAUCGAGAAAACCUAAGUUUCACGAGUGAUAAAGCAAUGUAAUUUACAUAAUGGCGAAAAAAAAGUUUAUAACGUAAUAAACGUAACGUUGAUACAACCUUCUAUGAUAAAUCCGUUAAUAAUUCACGAGGCAAUCCGUCAAAAAUAUUUCAUAUUAUCCGUUAGCAACGCGCAUCGGUGAUAUUAUCAUCGAAUCAAAGAGAUAUAUUUCUGGAGAGUGGAUGGAAGGGCGAGAGAGAGAGAGAGAGAGAGAGAGGGAGGAAUUGGUUGGGCGAAGAAAGAGAAGAGUAUUUGACUUUCCAUCGAAUCGAUAGAUUACAAUUCAACCAGGAAUGAAUGUAUCAUGCGAGCGAGCGGUACGCGGAAAUGCAAUAAAUUCAACAAUAAACUGUAUUGCCACACUGGGAUGCGGCUAUUCAGGCGACAUAUUGACACUCGUUCGCUCUAUCGUCGAAAACGGGCAAUUUAUCGCUCAUUAAUCUUGACGGUCUAAUUUACAGUUACAGAUCGUAUACACGGAUAGGGACGGUUUCUUUAAUGGAAUCGAGUGGAAGCCAACAUGGGAAUAAUUGUAGCCCUAUAACUCUCGAAUUAUCGCUAGAUUUUCACCCUGAUUAAAACUGCUAAAGGGUCGUCGAACGCAGCGUUUCGCAGUUGUAUAUAUACGAUAGUAUUCGAUAAUUUCCAGCCGGAAUUAAAAUCCCCUAAUUUCGCGGAUCUGGGAUCUACCUCGUCGUCGUGAGAGAUUUCGAAAUCCUAAACUUCUCAGUCCAUCGACGAGUUUCCAAUCGAUUUUUAUUAACGUUUUACGUCACGAAGCGCAACACCGCCGACACCGAUCAACGGCGAAAACUAGAGCCAUUGCGACGACUUUGAGACGAAGAAACGUUCGGUCCACCGAGCACCACCGCCUCUCACCACCUCUUCUCUCGAAAUCGGUGACAAGCAAUGGGCGGACAAAUUAAUGCUUUAACGAGCUCUUUCUUUCCUUUCGGUGGAACGCUCUUAUAAAAUAGGAUUCUCGCGAUCAGGCGCAACAGUCCAUCGGCGAUCCUUCGUGGGAGAAGAAAUGGAGUCGAAGGCGAAGAGCCUGCUUGUUUCCGUUGCGGUCUUGCUGCUAACCCUCGUUGUCGCGCAAUCAACGAGCUAUCACGAUUUAGACAACGAAGAUGCUGGCAGCGAGCACGGGGGAGGUGGUGGUCAUGGACACGCUCAUUCCUUCCAUCACUUCUCUGGGCCAGUAGUGGGCCAUCACGAAGAGAUCACGUGGAAGGACAAACACGGGCAUCUCCAUCACGACUACAGGGCCCAUCCCAAAUACAAGUUCGCGUACGGCGUGGAGGACAAACACACGAAGGAUUACCACGGGCAGAAGGAGCAUCGCGAUGGGAAAGAAGUCGAGGGGGAGUAUCAUGUUCACGAGCCUGGGGGCAACGUGAGAAGCGUUAAAUACCAUUCGGAUCCUCAUGGAGGUUUCUUCGCGGAAGUUCACAAUUAUGGAGGAAAUGAUCAUUCAGGUGGCACUUAUGGUGGACAUAAACACAGAUAAAUGACAACGUUUAUUUGCUUCGAAAUUAUUGUUAUUCAAUUAUUUAUAUAUAGUUGUUGAACUCGUAUGUUUUAUUUUCAUUACGUUCAAGUUAUUGUUUUUAUUGUUGUUGUUUU
Messenger RNA from Apis laboriosa (Himalayan honeybee), 2185 nucleotides. RefSeq names its product adult-specific cuticular protein ACP-22-like (gene CPR11). NCBI's taxonomy places the organism in Eukaryota, Metazoa, Arthropoda, Insecta, Hymenoptera, Apidae. The coding region runs from base 1590 to 2069 and encodes 159 amino acids. Gene Ontology annotation, cellular component: extracellular matrix. The record is from RefSeq and is a predicted model, not a curated record. The transcript has 4 exons.